AUGGCCGAUGCCUCCACUUCAAUCCUCUUUUUCUACCUAUCGAUCGCAAUCCUCCUCAUCUCCUCGAUCGCGGCCGAUGUGGGCAGGGACCACGAGCUGAGCUGGAUGCUGCCGGCCCCGACAAGGGCCCCGGGGUGCCGGGGCCCGAUCGCCGAGUGCCUGGCUGAGGACGAGUUCGAGAUGGAUUCCGAGAUCAACAGGCGGAUCCUGGCGACCGCGAAGACGCACAUCAGCUACGGGGCGCUGCAGCCGGGCACCGUGCCGUGCUCCCUGAGGGGAGCAUCUUACUACAACUGCAGGCCCGGCGCCGAGGCGAAUCCAUACAACCGUCCCUGCAGCGUUAUUACUCAGUGUCGUAGCUGAGAAAAGUGAAGUGACUGUAUAUGUAAUCCUAUGUGCUUCUUGCCGUUCCCUUGUGCUUGUGGUAUGGACAUGUUCAUGACUAAGAUGACAUGGUACAAUCAUGUAAAGAAGCUGAAACUUUGAUUUGUUC
Molecule: messenger RNA, 493 nt
Organism: Syzygium oleosum
Lineage: Eukaryota; Viridiplantae; Streptophyta; Magnoliopsida; Myrtales; Myrtaceae
Product: rapid alkalinization factor
Exons: 1
Coding region: 1-363 (120 amino acids)
Source: RefSeq, a predicted model, not a curated record